AUGGGUGACAAAUUGAUAUUUGAGAUCAAUAACAUCAGGAAUAAACUUCCAGCAUUAUUGUUGGAUCGGUCUUCAAAACCGGCAACAUUCAGCAAUCUACAUUCAUGUCCAGUUUGCAAAUGUGGAACUGAAGGUAAGAAGGGAAAAAUAGUGGGAGGAACACAAGUUCAGUAUGCGCAUAAAUAUCCUUGGAUGGCUUCUGUAACUGCUCUCGCGGUUGAUACCAACGAUCGGCUAUGUGGCGCUGCUUUAAUCAAUGAUAGAUAUGUUGUGACUGCAGCUCAUUGUAUAAAUCCGAAGUACUUAUCUUUAAUGAAAGUGCGGCUUUAUGAACACGACCUCGAAAACAACAAGGACAACGUUUAUCAAUACAAAGUAAGGAGAAUAAUAAUACACGAAAAAUAUGAUAUAAUAAAAGAUGAUAGCGAUAUUGCCUUACUUCGUCUUGAUGUUGACGGAGGUGUACCAAUGAGCGAAAACCUUCUUCCCGUUUGUAUGCCGAAAGAAGGACUCACCUACAAAAACCAACUAGGUGUGGCCACAGGUUGGGGAACGCUAAAACGCCACGGUGAUAGACCUAUGGUCUUGCAGGAAGUCACCAUUCCAAUUUUGGACCAUGCCAGUUGUGUAGCGAGAAACACAUGGAUAACCGAAAACAUGUUAUGCGCUGGAGUACCAGAAGGGGGAAAAGAUACGUGUCAAGGCGAUAGUGGCGGCCCAUUGACCGUUACGAACGGUACAGUUCAUCGCCUGGUCGGUAUCACGUCAUGGGGAGUUGAAUGUGCUAAACCAAAUACCCCUGGGGUAUAUGUUAAAGUGAACAAUUACUUAGAAUGGAUUAAACAAAACACAUUAGACGCUUGUUGGUGUGACGAAAUGUAG
Messenger RNA from Adelges cooleyi (spruce gall adelgid), 882 nucleotides. RefSeq names its product trypsin-1-like. The record is from RefSeq and is a predicted model, not a curated record. Gene Ontology annotation, biological process: proteolysis. Gene Ontology annotation, molecular function: serine-type endopeptidase activity. The coding region runs from base 1 to 882 and encodes 293 amino acids. NCBI's taxonomy places the organism in Eukaryota, Metazoa, Arthropoda, Insecta, Hemiptera, Adelgidae. The transcript is spliced from 6 exons.